AGCGCGAUCCGCGUUUUAGUAUACGAUUGUUUCGUGAACGCGGUUGGAUUCGGCGAAUGGUCGCGGGCGAUACGUUUUUUUAUCAUAAUAUUGUUGUUGUUAUUGUUAUUGUUGUUUUUUGAACCCCCCCGAAAGAAAUUUCGCAUUACCCGCGGUGAAAAUUUUCACAAAUUUACUCGAUCGCCUCGCGAUUCACUAAUACCACAUUCGCUGAACCUAUUUAUAGUACGAAUAUCGAUACCUAUACCUUUUACGCGAAAUUUUGCGAUACAUGGAAUAUGCGCCGGCGUGAUUUGCGGCUUUUUGCGACGUUUCAUCGGGUGAACUGUGCGAGUUUUCGGGUGAAAUAUUUGUAAUCUUUGAAAAAAAUAAAAGUUUUUGGUUCACCGAAUCUAUCUACCAAUCCCAACGACGAUAAAACAGCAUCGAAGAAGGCCAAUUUGCGCGGCGUUUAUAUAGUGUGGUUUUUUUCAAUUUGUUUUUCUCAAUACUUAAUAUCUAAUUGAUCGAUUUCUUUUUGAUAAUAUUCAUAAAAGUAAUACCAUAGUUGCAACGACGACCGGAUUUUAAUACCUUUAAUAUAAGAUAUUAAACGUAUAAAUAGUUCUUUUAUUAUCAUUUAUUCGGUUUAAAAGUUUUUAUAAUAUUUUAAAGUUGAAAUCUAUAUGUGCGACCAGUGUUUUAUACGGAUAUUGCUUGGAUACAUGACCUAACAGAGAUUAUAACACUUCAACUAUUCGCAGGAAAGCCUUGUGAAAAAAGGCAAACCACCGGCGAAUAUAAAUCGAAAUUGAAAAAAUACAAUGGCGGCCGGCGAUUCGCUAGACGGUCAGCAUGCUCAUCAUCAGCAACACCUCAGCGUUAACGGACCUCCGACCUCGCUGCAUCAAGACGUCGAUGGCAGCGGUUCGGUGGUAAAUACUUCUAAGUCUGCAUUCAUAGAAUUACAACACAAUCCGUACAACACGAGUAGCGGAAUAAGAACAGCAUACCAUCCGCAUCACUUUAGCCACCAAAGUUUACAGCAGAACACAGCUUCCAUACCUCAUCAUCAUUCAGUCGAUACGGGGGGAUUUGUUAGUUCGAGAACGCCGCUGACAGCGUAUUCGUUUUCGACGAUGCACCAAAAUUCGCAAUCUGGUUAUUUAGGUUCCUAUACUCCGAAUUGUCCGUCUCCCAAAGAAGAAAAAUGUUGUUUGGACGAUACUUCGUUACGAGUCAAUGGUAAAGGCAAAAAAAUGCGUAAACCAAGAACCAUCUAUUCGAGUCUUCAAUUGCAACAGUUGAAUAAACGAUUCACAAGGACGCAAUAUUUAGCAUUACCAGAACGAGCUGAAUUAGCUGCAUCAUUAGGUCUAACGCAGACUCAGGUAAAAAUAUGGUUCCAAAAUAGACGCAGCAAGUUUAAAAAAAUGAUGAAAGCGGCUCAAGUGACCGGUACCCCUAACAACAAUAGUAAUAACAAUAAUAAUAAUAUCAGCGGCGGCGGGCCACACUCGCACUUGGAUACAACACACGGUAGCAAAGAUCUCUCAAAUACUUCUAGUAUGACAGAUAGUCCCGAAUCAUCUGUCAGAAUAUUGGAUAAUAAUAUGUCAAGAAACCAUUUAAGCCCGAAAUUAGGCUGUGCACAAUUAGAAGACAGACACCAAAGUCCAAGUCCUAGCCCAGACUGUGACAUAGGACCAUCUCAAAACCAUCAAGUCUGGGAUAUGAAACCAAAUCUUUCGAUAUCGCCUCAUCUAGCUCCUAGAUAUCAUACCGGUCACAUGGUACCUCAGUAUGGCUGGUAUCAACCAGACACCAACCACGGACUAUUAACGUAAAUUUAUUUUUACAACUUUCAUCGCGUCUGUUUGAUAAAUUUUUUUCUACUUAACAGCCUUUUCUUUCUUUUUCUUUUCUUUACACGAACGGACGCUUAUAUUUUUUUUAAAUGUUGUUUGUUUUAUUUGUUUUUAUUUUUUGUUUUUUCUUCUCGUUUUUUUCCCUCUCUCUCUCUCCCUCUGUCUCUCGAAACCUAAAAGUAGUUUUUAGUUAAUUGCUUACACUAUCUACGAGCAGUAAAUUUGUAAUUCGCUGAAAUUAUAUCGUUAACGUGAAAGCUGUGGUGGUAAUGAGCUUAAUAAUUACUGUUCUUUGAUAAAGUUUGUUUCAUAAACAAAUUAAUCAAUAUUCAUUUCUGUAAAAAAAAAAAAAAAAAAAAAAAAGGUGCUUAUGAGAGGACAUCAGAAGUUAAAACUGUUUUGUAUGAAUUUGGAAUUAUCAAGGUUGGGAUUUUUAUUUAUUUUUUCAGGGUUGAGGUGCAACUCAGGAUCUCUUUUUAGAUUACAUCUCAUCGUCGAUUAUAGUUUACUGCUUUGGCGAUUGUUCUAAGGCCUAUUUUAUAAAUAAAUUGCGACGACUACCUAAUAAAACUGUUUUUCCUUCAGGCAAUUGGCGUAAAGUAAAAUAUUUUCUAAAAUUAACCAAGACAGAAGUUCCUCGACGUCUUCGAAAAAAACUGUACGAACUCGAGCACCUCCACAGCUAUUUUUUUUACAUAUUUUUACUCGAUGAAAUGAAAUCGCAAUUCCAUCAUCAUUCAGAUCUCCACUUUAUCAAACACCAUUUAAGCUUGUUACGGUACACGAGACAAAAUUUUAUCAGUGGGAUGAAAGCUGUUUUUUUUUCAACCAUACCACAAGCUUUCAUUCUAUACAUGGCUGUGAAGAUAAAACACCAGGCUUUGAUAAGGUGUUUAACCUAUACUAUAGGCGUUCACGCGGCUCUGAAACUGAAAUCCGACACAAAAUAAAUACAACAAAAUAUUUAAAGAGCUUACAAACGCCUAUAGAAAAUAUUAUGUAAAAUAUCGCGUUGUAAAAUUAAGGCUAUACCUAUACCUAUAGUAUCUAGCUACCUUAUAAACAAGAUAAAAAAUCACCAACUCUUUUUCAUAGACAGCGAUUUUACAAAUACUGCUAACUCUGGUAACUUGAUAAACAAACGUAAUCAUUUUUUCUCUCUCGUUGACCCAAUUUUUAUAGGCUAAUUAGUAGCAAGUCUUUCCAUCCUUUUUUUCGAGGUUUUCCGUAUUUUCUACGUGGUUUUGUAAAAAAAAAAUAAACAAAUGGAAUUCCCCAUAAUAAAUUUUGUGUCGUUGAAGCUUAUUAUACUACGUGUUAUUUAUUGUACAUUAUUUUCAAAUAAGCUUGUCCCUUGUGUUUUUUUUUUCUCUCUUUUCUAUUAAAGCAAUGUUGAUAUCGAGUAAAGUGUAGUAUUAAGUUGUGUAUUUAAGGAAUUUUUUUUUCUUUCUUUUUUGUGUAUUAUAAAAAUUUUAUUGUUAUUGUACUUAUUGUUCGACGGACCGUUUUGAUCUACCCUAAAUGUGUUAUAGUGUAAAACGUAGAACAUUAUAGACAAUUUUUGAACAGUGUAAAAAUAUGAUUAUUUUUUAUUAUAGUUUUUCAGCUGAUUAUUUAAUAUAUAUUCGGGAUUGUAAUUGUUACCUUAAUAAAACGUAUAAAUAUA
This is a messenger RNA of Planococcus citri (citrus mealybug), 3513 nucleotides long. RefSeq names its product Distal-less (gene Dll). NCBI's taxonomy places the organism in Eukaryota, Metazoa, Arthropoda, Insecta, Hemiptera, Pseudococcidae. Gene Ontology annotation, biological process: regulation of transcription by RNA polymerase II. The record is from RefSeq and is a predicted model, not a curated record. The transcript is spliced from 5 exons. Gene Ontology annotation, molecular function: RNA polymerase II cis-regulatory region sequence-specific DNA binding; DNA-binding transcription factor activity, RNA polymerase II-specific. Bases 804 to 1826 code for a protein of 340 amino acids.